Molecule: messenger RNA, 301 nt
Organism: Phialemonium atrogriseum
Lineage: Eukaryota; Fungi; Ascomycota; Sordariomycetes; Cephalothecales; Cephalothecaceae
Exons: 2
Coding region: 1-279 (92 amino acids)
Source: RefSeq, a predicted model, not a curated record
AUGAGCGUGUUGGUUGGGAAGAGCCAACAGUCACAAUACAUUGGCGUCAGGGUCAUGAUGGCUACCUCCGCGCUCGUGGCGGCCUCGUUCACGAACCUGCUGGCGACGCGGGCGAUGGCUGGCCUGUCGUGCUCCGUUUUUAGCACCGCGGUGGGCGGCGCCAUCGGUUAUAUCUACACGGUCGGGACCGCACCGCCGCCAGCCAUCGCCAUGCUCAUCGGCGCUGCACUCUGCGGGACCGGCGUGGGGCCUAUGGUUCCCGAGGAAGGAGAUUUCUGAGAACUUUUUUUGUAGUCCUUUG